AUGGACACGCCGGAAAAACGUCCACGGAUGAAGGCUGCUGAUCGGCCUUGGGCGGAGCUGAGUGACCACCUUGUGAGGGGAAAUUGGUUGCUCCAAUCUCCGCCCCCUCUUCCGCCUCCACAAGACGAUCCACCAGUUACGCCAGUCAAGCGCAAGCACUGCAACGCUGAAAGUGCCCCAGAGUUGCCUAUGCCAAUCAAGGCAGAGCCCCAGCGACAAGGCCAG
Messenger RNA from Cladocopium goreaui, 225 nucleotides. NCBI's taxonomy places the organism in Eukaryota, Dinophyceae, Suessiales, Symbiodiniaceae. The record is from the annotation of a GenBank genome assembly.